This is a messenger RNA of Opisthorchis viverrini, 4443 nucleotides long. RefSeq lists its product as hypothetical. Lineage: Eukaryota; Metazoa; Platyhelminthes; Trematoda; Opisthorchiida; Opisthorchiidae. The record is from RefSeq and is a predicted model, not a curated record. Gene Ontology annotation, cellular component: cytosol; cytoplasmic stress granule. The transcript is spliced from 19 exons. Gene Ontology annotation, molecular function: RNA cap binding. Bases 1 to 4248 code for a protein of 1415 amino acids. Gene Ontology annotation, biological process: positive regulation of translation; mRNA stabilization.
AUGGUCCGACGCACCUUCUCCGGCAUUACUCUCAUGGACUUCAAAUACUCUAUGGGGCCUACGUCAAGCCGCUCCUGGAGUACGCCAACCAAGUUGUCUACUCAGGACGCACGAAAGACAUUACUCUCAUUGAGCGUGUCCAGCGGGCCGCUACGAGACUACGAAAUGGAAUACGAAACGCGUCUCGCGAUUCUUGAUCUUUUUCCCCUGGCGUACUGUCGCCUCCGAGGGGACCUAAUUCUUACCUAUGCCCUGUUUGAACAAAGCUUGGCAAACAGUGAUGAUUCAAGUGUAACUGCAGGCAGCAAUUCACGCCCUAAUGGGUGCAUUAGCAACAAGGAAAAUCCGUGGUGCAAAGGCGCUUCGGGCGACAGUUCUGAUAUGGAGUUUGGUACAGUAACACGCGAUUCAGACUGGCCCACGCUACAAAGUGCUGUAACGCUCGCUCCUCAUCCAGCGGCCUCUGGUGUUAUGGGUACUAAAGGGAAAGAUAAGCCAAAGCGAAAGAAUGUUGAUUCUUCACUUGACGAUGUUGCAGUGGAAUCUCGUCCCCAAACAGUCACUGGUGGCUCUCAAAAAAAGAAAUGGGAACAAGCCACCAUAGAGUGCAUUUUCCCGAAACCGGUGUGCUUCGAUACUAACGAACCUUCAAGGACUCGUUGGAAUCGAUCGUCAGGUAUGUACCUUUUGGUUGUUGAUGUCUGCGCAGAUAUUUCAGAACAUGACAAGGAGAACCAACACAAUGGAAAAGGAUCUGAACAAUGUGGAGGAAGCGAGAAGUCUGGAUCAUUCAUGAGGACGUCAGAUCGUACCUCUGGUGUUGGUAACCAACAGGGUGGCCGCCCUCGACCGUUUGUCCGCUUUGUUCGGUUUUCAAAGCCUUCUAGACCGCAGCGUCGCCAGAGCAACACUUCUGCUCAGUCUACACCUAACUCAGUUCGUGGUACAGCCGUUCAAAACACCACAGGCGUUUCGCAGUCACACGCUGGUCCACGCUGGUCUACUGGAGAGCCCGCCGCUUUGUUCUCUGGUAGAUCCUCAUCUCAGAAUCGUCCAAUCAAUCCUCGGCUGAAUGGUAUACCCCAUCCUUUUAUUCCAAUCCCAUUGUAUGGGCCGGCUUCGCAAAGUCCUGGUGUUUCACCCACUUUCCUGUCUACUCUGGGAUAUCCCUUUCUCAUGGUCUAUCCAACUGCUCCAGCUACCGCUCCGGUCGUAUCAGGAAAUGUCGGAAACCCGGAUUUUGGAUUACCCGCUGCAACUGACACAAGCGGAAGCACAAAUUCUGGCAGCAUCACGCCUACCCUAACCACGCCAUUGAUAAAUCCUAAACCCACUGGACUUUCCACUUCUGGUUCAGUGUUCACUCCUAACUUUGCCUCUCCACUUGUCCCAAUAACUGCGCCGGCUGGUGCUGUGAAUGGCACUGUGCCAACCAUUUACUCUGCUUCUGCAAUCGCUCAACCCACAGACCUCUGUUUCCUAGCUACCUCAAGCAAUGAUCCAACCAUCAUUGUGCGGCAUCAAAUCUUGCAUCAGGUGGAGUUUUACUUCAGUGAGGAUAAUUUGGCCCGCGAUCUGUUCCUCCGUCGCCAAAUGGAUUCAGAGGGUUGGGUAUCAGUUAGUGUAAUAGCCAGCUUCAAUCGUGUGGCGUCGCUUUCUUCUGAUCUGGGUGAAAUUCUUGAGGCCAUUCGUGUGAGUCCCUGGCUUGAAGUGGAUGUUGAGAAUGCCCGAGUUCGCUGUCGAGUGAGGCCUUCCAUGUGGGUGUUACCAUCUGCCGUUCGAGACAAGUCAGAUAAGUCCACUGGAUUGAAUCCGAAUGCACCUGAAUUCGUCCCUUCUCAUGCUGCCCCAGAUUCCACUGGCACAAAUUCGACGGUCGCGUUGACCCCAGCGGAUACGGGCGGUCAAGAGGAACUGAAUUUUAGCUUCUCAGAAGAGCCGCGUUCCGGAGUUGUGAAGUCAGUUGAGCGCGAUGGCUUCCUUUCAGAUGAUUAUCAUCGAACUCGAACUUCAUCGACAACUUCAGAGGAAGAUAUCGACGAUGCUAUGCUUUCAAGUUUACUGGUAAUUGCACCCUCCCAUGAAGGUACUGGUUGGACUAGCACAUCAACGGUGGCUACUUGCGAUCAGUUCGAGACUUCAACCACUCCGUCCUUGACAAAGUCGUUAGACGUGGCAACACGUCCUCCUCCCUUGGAGAGUGAGUCACUUCAGGCAUUGGUCGAGGAUUUAUGCAAAGCCGUCACAGAAUCCCGAUUGGAAACCACGGAUGCCCAAGAGGAACGAUAUUCUGGUCCAUCAGAGAAACCUGUUGUAACCUCCUCAGGUGUUGCAGUUGUCAGUUACGCUAGCUCAACUAUCCCAACUUCCGGAAACACUACUCCUCCAGAUUCCAAAUAUCAUUCGCCUACCCUUUUUUGCCCAGCUUCCUUUGUAUCAUUUCCACCGGCCCCGCUCAGUGCGCCACCCCAUCCUUCAGCCGCAAACCAUGCACAACUGAUCUAUGCCAAUCAGUGCAUACCCUAUCCUCAGAAUUCCUUCGUGGGACAAUCGCCAUACGCUUUCAUGGCCUCUUCCACGUUGCCCUCACCGGGGAGCUUUUUUCUCGCACCUGUAAAUCGAGCGCCGUUUAUCAGCCACACUCCAUCUGUAUAUUAUGUACCACAGUUCGCUCCGAUCCCGACAAAUGCGCCACUCCUGAAUGUUAUGUCACCACAAUCCACCCUCCCAACUCCAAACGGAAUGGCUUCCCUGAAGCCCGAAAUUCAGCGCCAGGAAAACCGCAGAACUGAUCUCAAGGGACGUAUAGCAGGGUUUUUCCCGGUAUCUGCAAACUGUGAAAACCGCCAGCCUCAACGAGCCUUUCGGAAACGUUCCCAAUCCGGCGGUGAGGCUUUCACAACAAUACAAUCUCAGGUCGGAUUCCUGUUGAAUCCAUCUACAUCCCGAAUGGAACUUAACCCCGGAGCAAGUGACACCAUACUCAAUGAGCAAUCCAUUACCCAUCAGCAUCAAACCCUUGUUCAGGAAAAGGGCUUUACCUUUCAUGCUUAUAAUCAGUUCCGCGCCAAGUGCCUGAGGGACAGAGAAGCUAAAGGAAAGGGACUCUCCCAAGAAAUGAACAUAUUGUACAGUUUCUGGUCGUUUUUUCUUCGUGAACACUUCAAUCGUACAAUGUACAAAGAUUUCCGGCGUCAUGCGCUGGAGGACGCAAAAGAGGGCGCUCGUUAUGGGAUGGAAUGCCUGUUCCGUUUCUACAGCUACGGUCUAGAAAAACGGUUCCGGAAAGCUAUUUUCAGAGACUUCCAGGAGGAAGCACUACGAGAAUACGAUGCGGGCCAUCUGUACGGGCUAGAGAAGUUUUGGGCGUUCUUGCAUUACAGUCGGCGAAAGGUUAAAGUGGAGGACCGGUUACAGGAUUUACUGGAUAACAAGUACCGAACCUUACAGGAUUUCAGGGUCAAUGAGGAAGCACUACGAGAAUACGAUGCGGGCCAUCUGUACGGGCUAGAGAAGUUUUGGGCGUUCUUGCAUUACAGUCGGCGAAAGGUUAAAGUGGAGGACCGGUUACAGGAUUUACUGGAUAACAAGUACCGAACCUUACAGGAUUUCAGGGUCAAUGUGGCCGAACUUAGACGGGAACAGUCGAGGUGUCGGGUUUUUACUCGAGCUACUGACCGUCCUGUCACUCCAGCUGCGUUGAUAAUGGAACUCGAACACCUCGUUCAAUCCAUAUCACAGGCUGUCAGUGCCUGGGCGAAAGAACUGAGCCACUUGGGGAUAGCCUGUGAACGGUGCAAACGCGUACAAAAAGAAAUGGCGCGCCUUAGUUCCGGUGAUUUUGUAGUCUUGGAAUCGCUACCUACUCCUCUAUUAUCCAACUCGCUCAAAAUCGCACUUGGUUGUGCGCAAGAAAACUGUUUCGAUACCUUAGAUCAGCUUAAAUGCUCUGUUCUGAAUGUUCUUGAUCGUCUGAACUCCCUCAGAUCUUGUCUCAUACGCUGUAUCUCACCCACCGCCUGCAACCCGAAUGACCUUAUUGAACUUCUGCAAGCGCUGACGGACUUCCAAUCAGCUGUUGUUGAUGAGUAUGACUCAGCUCAGCUGUAUCAAUGUGACACAGUCAUGUCCUUCGGUUUGAAGUGUUCCCAACUUUACCCUACUUUCGAUCCUUCAGUUUCCCUCGUUCAUAGAAUUUGGAACGAAGAAAUCCUCGACAAAUUGUAUGUACUCGGUAAUCGUUCCUAGUAUUGGUUUAUGGUUUUGUUCUCAUCUGAAUUUGUGCAUCCUCGUUGCUUUCGGUUUAUGGACUGCAGAUUUUUACUUAUGCAGUAUUAUCCAAUCGGCAUCAUUUCCCAUUCAUUUUCAUAAUUUCAUUUCAUACUACUUGCAUUCUGUACAGGAUAUUUCGUUAUUUCUAUAUACAACGUUCAGAGUCUGAAG